UAUUAUUAUUAUUAUUUACUGUCAGCUGUAAAAAGGAGACAUCUUUGACGGAAUUUAUACGAGAUUGUUUCUUUGUCUGUUUAUUAAUCGAUUUAUCCGUUCUGUUCCACACACACACACUAACACGCGCACACACGCAUCUAUAUAUCUGUCUGUCUUUCCCCCUCUCUCUCUCUCUCUCUCUCCAUAUACAUACAUACAUACAUACAUACACAUAUAUAGAUAUAUAUAUAUAUAUAUAUACAUACAUAUUUACGUUUGUCUUGUCAUGUCAAAAUUUCUCAAUGAAACAUUUAAAAAUCACCUAAAACAAUAGAAACACACACACACGCAUUAUACAUCUCUCUCUCUAUCUAUCUAUCUAUCUAUCUCUAUCUAUCUAUCUCUCUCUAUCUAUCUAUCUAUCUAUCUAAUUAUAUAGAUAGAUAUGCAUAUAUGCAAACGCACACACUUACACAAUAUGUAUUACAUGCUACUGUAAUUCCUUGUUAAAUAAUAUGGAACUGUAAUCUUUUGUCACAAAUACUAUUCUGUGUAUGUGUAUAUAUAUAUAUAUAUAUACAUACAUAUAUUUAUAUAUAUAUACUGUUCUGUAUCUUAUUCUGUUACUGAUCCCUCUUAUUGAUACUCCACCCGUACACUAUAUACACAGACUCCUACUAUACAUACAUACACAUAUACACAGUGUCUGUCGCUUCUCCCAGCUCUAGCUCUUCGUUCUCUGUCGAUCUAUUUAUUUAUUUAUCUAUCUAUCUGUCUGUCUGUCUCUGCUCGCCACUGACAAUAUUUCCAAGGUUUCAAUCCCCACUACUAAUCACCAUCACCACCACUUCCAUCUCCACACAGACAUACCCAUAAAAUGGCUCUAGUGUAGGUCUAAUACAGUCGUCAACGUCGCACCAUCCAGGCGUCGUCUAUUGGAUAGUUGACAACCAACUAAACACAAUUAUAUUCCAUCCACACAAUUAAAAAAAGCUUCUAGUAUAUAAGGAUAUCUCUCUCUCUCUCUCUGUCUCUCUCUAUCUAUCUAUCUCUCUCUCUCUCUCUCAUAUCCAUGUACUAAUGCAUUCUUCGUCGCACUGUGUUUUGUACACAUACGAAUCUACACCCAUUCACUACCGCCUCUUACACAUUCACAAUUUCACAGACACGCACUCACACACACAUACAUAUAGUCUCGUAUACGGAUGUUAGUUCCUAUCGUCGCUCACACAGCAGUUACUAAAGAACAAACACAGUAAACAAGGACUAAAACAAUGGAAUAAUUUUCGACAAUAACAAAAGCAACAUCGAUUUUUAUCUAGAAUGUAAUCCCUGUAAACAGUGAAAAAUUGUCUAAAACUGUUGAUAAUGGUGACUAUUAUUGUUGUUAUGUCUUGAUAAUUACGAUAAUAAUGUUGGUAUUCGUUGUAAGGAGACUGCAGCUACAAGUGGUUGUUUUCUCGUGAAAUGGCAUCGCACAGUAAAGACGGCAGCCAUCCUGCCGGAACUGGUGCAGUCUGCGACAGUAUGGAUCGUUUAGGGGAUGUUUGGCAGCCCCUAGCGAUGGACGAUCAAGGAGGAUCGAGUCAAGAAAAAUGCUGGACGACUACAGCAACAGCAACAAUACCCAUACCCACGAGAACAAUAGCGAUCAGUCCUUCAUCGACUGCGACUGGCUCUAUGGAAGGUCAAUCUACUGACCACCACUACAACCUUCACCACAACUACCCAUUGACGAGUGUACAGAUGUCAUCGUCACCACCCCUAUCAUCAUCACCACCAUCAUUAUCAUCAUCAUCGUCAUCAUCAUUGUUGUAUCAGUCUCGCUGUAGAUCAGCUUCGUCGUCGUCCGUGGGGACGGUUGCGGCGGCGUCGAGUUACCCUUACAGCCACGCAGCACACUCGGGUGGGUCUUCGAUUGGACUUACUCGAACGACCACCACCACGUCGGUAGCCUCCACUUUGUUGUACGAGAACCCGGAGUUGCGUGAACAUGAACCUAUGACUGGACUACUAGGACUUAUUCCCUCGAAGGCCCUUAAAGGGAUGUUUAACGAGUGUGAACUGUUGUUGACCUGUAUAGCUGCAAGCGGGGAAUACAUAUGUCUUGGUACCAAUGUUGGCCUCGUCUUCAUGUUCAACAGAAAGAAACGUUGCCUGGAGAGGUUACGCUGUGAGAAAAAUGAUGAAUUGGUGACGUGUGUGAAGAUCCAGCAUGGGAUUGACUACCAAGUGGCUGCUGGUACUUCUAUGGGAGGUUUAUAUAUGUUUAACAUUCCAUCAGAUCUGGUAGCUAACCGAAAGCUACCUCAACGUUUCUCUGUCCAAGAUGUCCACAGUACACCUUUGACGUGUCUAGAAUGGAGUCCAAAUGGUAUGAAAUUGUUCAGUGGAGACAAGAAAGGUGUGGUAGUUUGUACCGAAGUGGAUUUCCAGAAGGGCCGGUGCCAGUCUUCGGUGCUGCUAACAGAAUUCUUGUCUGAAAUUGUUCAACUCAGCUAUUUCCAAAGGGCUCUUUUAGUGUCCACAAGCAUGCGUGCCCUGAUUUGUCGAACAGACAGAGACAAUGAAAUUAUCCAAGUUGGACAAAAGAAACGAAAAAUACCUGGUAACUAUGGUGCUUGCUUCAUCCCGAUGUUGUGCAAAUUAGCUGAUGCCCAGUUGUACGCUGGACGACCCGGUCAACGUGUUUGGAUGUCUAACAUUGAUGGCGUAGUGCAGGCCACUCACAUCUUUAAGCACCUCACUACAGACUGUCGGGAAAUCCCCCUCUUGCAUUACGAUCACUAUCACUCCACUGACAACUUGGCAGUUACAGACCAGCAGUUUGGUCACCUUUGUCCUUACGGUGACAGCCGGCAAAUUGUCACCUGGAAUAAGAAAGCCCUCUUUCUUCUGGACCCCGAAAAGAACGUGGUCAUUGGUAAACAAGACCAGUUCGGUCACAUCAUUGAUGUGGCAAUUAAUUCAAAAGAAAUAUUUGUCUUAACACGGACUUCAAGCAGACAAGUCAUUCGGAUAUCUCCACAACCAGAAUGUCAAAGAUAUAAAGUUGGACUGACCGUCAACAUCACUGCGGCCAACGCAUCCAAGAACGAAGACGAAUAUCGCAACAGAUCCAAUUCUCCAAUCCAUUUCCUUCCAGCCAAUAUUUUCGGAAUCAUUCGACCGAAAGAAUCUAAGUAUUCACCAUCAGCUUACUCAAGGAAAUCUUCCGAGCCUAAAAGCUCUGAAUUUCAGCUCCCUAAAGAAGCUCGUAGUCGAACACGCUCUUUAUCCUCGCAAGAUGAUCUUAACCGUUCGAGCGACAGCAACAGCUCACAAAGAACUUCUCUAGACUUUGCAAAAUCCAUGUUCCAACCAAUCGAGAAAAGAGGCAAAUCGGACACUAGCAAGGAGUCUGUCAGUAAGUCUCCCCGAACGGUGUUGCCUCCGUUGAUAACCCUCCCCUCUGAUGACAUCAUCCAACUUGAAUUGUUUUCCCAAGCUAUUGACAAUGAUUCCGGUUACGAUCCUCACACGGCAAACGAGGAAAUCUGCACAGGUAUUGCAGCUACUGAGCUUAUCGGUGCCGAUGCCAUGUCGGAAGACAAAGGUGGCUCUGCUGCUGAGCCAGUGUCGCACUCAGAGCGAAAGAACUCCAAAAUGUUGGUGAGACGCAGCUUCGUCGACAGGAUUGACAUGUCAAAUUACGACGACAAUGAGAUCGUUUUCAAAAGUAAGACGAAGAAGAAGAAACAUGGUUCCGGUAUUAAAUCCAAAAAACGCUUCAGCUGUAUUGAAACUACCUCCCAGCUCUCAGAUACUUGUUCUGUGGACAGCCUUGAAAUAUCAGCCACCCCAAACAGUGUCUGUGAUAACAUCAAGGCUUCUUCUUCGAACCUUCAGCACAAAACCCUGACUAACAAUUCUUUUGAGCCAUCACUAAAUCUCAGUGACCAACUCGUUCUGACUGCAACUUCUCCAGGAAGCUGCCAGUCUCUGUCUUCGACCGACAACUCUUCUGCCACAUCUCCAGAGAAUCCAGAAAAUUUUACCGAUUCAGAUGAGAAUCUAAUACCUCCAUCUCUCCCUGUAAUCACCUGUUGUAGGUCUGUUGAGAAAGAAACUGAUGAAACACUGAUGAAAUUUAAAGAAACCAAGGUUGUCAAGUCUGAACCAAUCAGAACUGACAUUGCCAGUGAUAAUACAUCUUUGAAAGCAGAACUUAAUAAUAGUUCUGCUGAAAAAACUCAGAGUUUGCCUCGCAACACAGUUCAAAUAGACAAUGAUGAAGGCAAUAAAGGUAUUCAGGAAAACACCACAAAGAUUUUUGUCCAGGACUUGAGUUCUAGUUCUGAUUCCAGUCCCUUGGGUGAAACUCCUGUCAGUUCGUCGACUGGAAGUAAUAAAUUAUCCGAGGAUCGCAAAACAGCUGCUCCUUUAUCCAGACGCAAUGAACCCAUAAAAAGUGCAUCCUCUCCGCAACUAUCCUCAGAGAAUACGUCAGAAAGUGAGCAACCCGAAUGCAACAACUCUCUGCAUGUCUGCACCGUUGCUGACAAGGCUUUGUCACCUUUAGAAAAAAUUGUCGACAGUACAGGUAACAUGACAUUAGAAAACGGUGAAAAUGUUUCGUAUUACACGGAGAGCAAUGACGCUAAUGAAACAGCUCGUUAUGACUUUGACUCUCCUAAUCACUGUCCGAGACCUGCCAAUCUUUCAACCGAUGUUAAUCCUUCACCACAGCAGCUGACCCAUGAAACUUCAUCCAAACCACCAUUUCACAGGUCAGAGAGUGCAGAUUCUACAACCGAAGAAGACUUUUAUAGAAUGUAUCGAUCUUCAUCUUCUGUUAGCUUUCUAGAAUCUCCUCUACAGCCUUCUAAUAAUGGUGUCACACAUCUUUCCAGUUCUGAUAACAAAUCAAGUUCUGCUUUCACGAAUUCCAAAAAUCUCUCCAAACUCCAAGAGCAAGAAAAAGAUAGGAAAAACGAAGUGUUGCCAAAGCAAAUUCUUCUACCAAAGUUAGUUAACAGUUGGUUGGUGUGGAGUGUUCCAGAAAAUAUCCACAGUUUAUCUGCGACUCAUUCACACAUUUGGUACACAGACAGAAGUGAAAACCUCUUCUAUCGACAAACAGAUUCGAUGUCAGGAGCCUGGCAUAAAGUUGACUUGUACGCCCAUCAAAUUGCUGUUUCACGCUCUGGCAAUAUAUUUUGGCGCCUCUACCAAAACACAGUGUACGUAGCUAUAGGAGUGAGUGCACGAAAGCCCGAGGGUAAAAAACAGGUGGAAGCCAUCCGAGACGUAUCCUAUAUUGCUGUCGACAAUGACUGUGGAUGGUAUAUCAAGGUAAAUGGAGAGAUAGCUGUGCAUAAAAAGCUUUCAAGAGAGCGACCAGCAUACCGUAGUCAGAAAAUACCCUGUGAAUAUAACCUCAUCCAACUAGCAUGUCUGAAUCAAGUAAUCUGGGGCCUUACCAAAGAAGGACAGCUUGUGUGUCGAGCUGGUGUCUCUGACCAGCAUCCAGAAGGAGACGAAUGGUGUAAAUAUGAGGGCCCAUCUAACUGGCAUGUUCCUGAAAUGAUGAAUAUCGCAUUAGGUGACAACAACAUUGGCUGGUGUGUGGAUACCCAAGGUCGGGUGUGGUUCUGUACAAAUGUAACUCGAGAACAUCCUUUCGGACAAGGAAUGUGGUACCAGGUUGCCUUUAGUGAUUAUUUCAUGAUGGACCCAACGAUGACCGACAUGAUGAGGUCUGUGGCCGAACGACUCGACCCACAGAAGUUGUCCCAAUUGCUAAUAUCUCCAAGAGGGGGCGGACUGAUUGCUGCUACGCAUGUCGGCACCUGGUUUGUGCCAAGUUAUAGAAAUGUCAUUCAAGUUUGUAAAAGUAUCAUGCAAGGUCAUCACUGGACCAUAACUCCACCCCUUGGCAUGGCUAUAUCAUCGUCUUGGAGAUUAGUUAGUGCUGGUGCAUACACCGAAGAACAUGAAUAUAUCUGGGCACAGCAUGUCAAUGGAGAAAUGGUGAUAUUCUCACCGGAAGCUCGUCACUUCAAGAUGGUCUCCCAACCUUCAAUUACAAACCACUUCAUUUGUAUUAGUGCCUCCGAAGAUUCCCUGUGGGGUCUUGCUACCAAUGGAACCAUAUAUGUCCGCAGUGCUGUCCGCAGUAGUUGUCCUGAAGGAAUUAACUGGGUGCGAUUGGAUCUAGAGCAGCUAGGAAACAAUUUCUUUACCCAUCUGUCCUGCGGCAGUGACUGUAUCUGGGCUGUGGAUAACAAAGGCAGCGUCUACCACAAGUUUGGAGUGCAUCCUCCGUCUCAUACUGUCUUCACGCCUGUCUGGCUCCAGGUGGACCCAGAGCCCAAUGGUAUAUGCUUCACUCAAGUAAUAGCCGGACCUGAGAACUGGAUGGUGUGGGCUAUUGACAACCGAAAGCAAGUGUACAUGAGGGACGGUAUCUCAGAUAAAAUGUCUAUUGGAACGAAAUGGUGCCAGAUUACUGGUACCCCUGCAAAUCAGUUAAGUAUAAGCAAGUUAACUGUCUGGGCCCUAAAUCCUGAGGGAGAAAUAUUGCACAGACUUGGCGUCUCUAUUGCUAACCGAGGUGGAGAUUACUGGAAGAAAAUACCUGGUGUAUUUUCUUUUCUAUCAGCCUCUCCGUCUAACGAGCUGUGGGCAAUCAGUAAAGAACUGCAGCUGUAUCGUCAUCACACGAAGUUUAUUUAUCGCAAACGUCAAUCAGCAAUGCCUGCUGCACCUGCUGACCUGCUGGACCAAUCGACAAUGGAAGAUGAUUGGGAAAUUGUAUAAUUACUUACCACCACCACCACCGCCGCCGCCCAUUUACACACACACACACACACACACACACACAUAAACAAAACACACAUGUAUAUAAGUAACCCUUGACCUGCUAGAAAUAAACAGCCAAAUUUCUACCUUCUUUUUUAAAAACAGGAAGGACACAUUGGAUUAUGUUACGUAAUCGUUGAGAUACAGGAAGAUCUUUGACCUGCUAGAAAUAACAGCCAAAUUUUUACCUUCUUUUUAAAAACAGGAAGGACACAUUGGAUUAUGUUACGUAAUCAUUGAGAUACAGGAAGAUCCUUGACCUACUAGAAAUAACAGCCAAAUCUCUACCUUUUUAAAAACAGGAAGGACACAUUGGAUUAUGUUACGUAAUCAUUGAGAUACAGGAAGAUCCUUGACCUACUAGAAAUAACAGCCAAAUCUCUACCUUUUUAAAAACAGGAAGGACACAUUGGAUUAUGUUACGUAAUCAUUGAGAUACAGGAAGAUCCUUGCCCUGCUAGAAAUAACAGCCAAAUCUCUACCUUUUUAAAGACAGGAAGGACACAUUGGAUUAUGUUACAUAAUCAUUGAGAUACAGGAAGAUCCUUGACCUGCUAGAAAUAACAGCUAAAUUUCUACCUUCUUUUU
This is a messenger RNA of Octopus sinensis (East Asian common octopus), 7413 nucleotides long. Its product is annotated as tectonin beta-propeller repeat-containing protein 2-like. Gene Ontology annotation, molecular function: protein binding. NCBI's taxonomy places the organism in Eukaryota, Metazoa, Mollusca, Cephalopoda, Octopoda, Octopodidae. The transcript has 17 exons. The record is from RefSeq and is a predicted model, not a curated record. The coding region runs from base 1450 to 6783 and encodes 1777 amino acids.